AUGGCCUCCGAAAGCUUCACCGUCGCCGCACCACCAGCACCAGGGGGACCUGACCUGCAGGAGCUGGAACACAAGUAUGCGGAAGAGGCCGACAAACGCUGGAAGGCGCGGCCGGAGCACCAAUACCUGGCCCUACGGGAGAUCCGCGACGCCGAAUUCGCCAAGGACCCGUGGGUGGACUACGAGCGGGCGCGGGCGUUCGAGACACAGCGGGAGGUCCACGACGGCGACUUCCGACAAGUGGUGAUCGUCGGGGCCGGGCACAACGGAAUCCUGUUCGCGGCGCGGCUGAUCGACGCGGGGAUCGAGGCGUCGCAGAUCCUGAUUAUCGACAACGGCAGCGGGUUCGGCGGGGUGUGGUACUGGAACCGGUAUCCGGGGCUGAUGUGCGACGUCGAGAGCUACAUCUACCUGCCGCUGCUGGAGGAGACGGGCUACAUUCCGACGCGGCGGUACGCGCGCGGCGAAGAGAUCCGCGGCCACGCCGAGCGGAUCGCCCAGCGCUACGGGAUGCAGGCGCUGUUCACGACGACGGCGACCAGCAUGGACUGGGACGACGAGCGGGUGGAAUGGACGACGCAGGUGCGGCGCGAUCUGGGGCCUGACUCCGGUGGCGUGGUCGAGUUGAAGAUCCGGUCGCAGUUCCUGUUCGUCGCGGCCGGCCCGUUGACGGGGCCCAAGAUGCCCGAUGUGCCAGGCAUCGACGAGUACCUGGCCGCGGGGGGCCAGAUGUUCCACAGUGCGCGGUGGGACUACUCGAUCACCGGGGGCACGCAGGCCAAGCCGGAGCUGACCAAGCUGCGCGACAAGUCGGUCGCGGUGGUGGGCACGGCGGCGACCGCCGUGCAGCUGAUCCCCGAGGUGGCCAAGUACGCGCGCGAGCUGUACGUGUGCCAGCGCACGCCGUCGUACGUGGGGCUGCGCGGGCAGCGCGACACGGACCGCGACGAGUUCCGCACGCGCGUGGCCGUCAAGCCCGGCUGGCAGGGCGCGCGGGCCGACAACUUCAACCUGAGGAUCUCCAACGACCCGGAGCCCGAGAACCUGGUGGGCGACGGCUGGACCGAGGUCGGCGGCUGGGCGGCCUUCCAGGGCGGCAAGGGCAAGUUUGGCUACGACCCGGUGCCGCCGGACGGGGUGGCCGACCACGUCGCCUACUUCAUGGAGCUGGACCAGGACCGCGCCAACCGCAUCCGCGCCCUGGUCGACCGCCUGGUGGCCGACUACGACCCCAAGGUCGCCGAGAACCUCAAGGCUUGGUACCCCGGCUGGUGCAAGCGGCCCAUCUUCCACGACGACUACCUGCCCACCUUCACCCGGCCCAAUGUCCACCUGGUCGACAUGGACGGCCGGGGCAUCGACCGCUUCACCGCCACCGGCAACCGGCCCGGCCUCGUCGCCGGCGGCCAAGAGUACCCCGUCGACCUGGUCAUCCUGGCCACCGGCUUCGAGGUGCCGCCCUACGCCAGCGCCGAAACCCGCGCCGCCGCCCCGAUCCGCGGUCGCCACGGCCGUGUGUUCGACCAGAAGUGGAACGACCCCGCCGAUUUCGGCACCCUGCAUGGCUUCAUGGCCCACGGCUUUCCCAAUCUGUUCUUCCAGGGCGUCUUUGGCCAGGCCUCCUCCUCCAACUUGACUCGUCUGUAUGACUUUCAGGCCCAGCAUCUGGCCUUUAUCGUGGCCAAGGCGGUGGCAAAGGCUGCUGCUGAAAAUGAAUCCACAGGUCAAGGGCAAGGUCAGGUUCAAAACGGAAUCAAAGAAGGUCCAGAUCAAGGUCAAGCCGAAAUCAAUGGUCAGGCCCCACACUCAAACUCAGACUCACGCAAAACCGUGGCCGUGGUCGAGACGUCAAAGGCCGCCGAGGACGCCUGGACUGAUCAGCUCGCGAAGCGCGCCCUGUUCUGGACCACCUUGCCCAUCUGUACCCCCGGCUACUUCAACGGAGACGCCCAGGUCAAGCCGCCUGGCACCUCCGAGGAACUGGCCCUGGCCGCCAAACGCGUCAUGUGGCCCGGCGGCGUCACCGACUAUGGCAGAACCCUCAUCAAGUGGAGGGAGGCUGGAGAGUGGAAGAGCAUCAUUUCCACCCGGUCGGUGGAGGUUGCGGUCCCUGAGACGAACGGUGUUGACAAGGCUUAG
Messenger RNA from Capronia epimyces CBS 606.96, 2139 nucleotides. RefSeq lists its product as uncharacterized. Bases 1 to 2139 code for a protein of 712 amino acids. The record is from RefSeq and is a predicted model, not a curated record. Lineage: Eukaryota; Fungi; Ascomycota; Eurotiomycetes; Chaetothyriales; Herpotrichiellaceae. The transcript has a single exon.